Messenger RNA from Darwinula stevensoni, 963 nucleotides. NCBI's taxonomy places the organism in Eukaryota, Metazoa, Arthropoda, Ostracoda, Podocopida, Darwinulidae. The record is from the annotation of a GenBank genome assembly.
AUGAAGCAGAAGACAGUGAGAAGUUGCAUCAUUGAUUUGCCAAAGGAGUUCAUUGAAUACCUGAAGAGUGAUGGUGUAGUUCUGCCCUCGAGAGAAGAACCAGACGGCGAGGACGAUGAUAGCGAUGAUGAUACUGAGGUGGAAGUGCCACAUUUCCCAGCUCUUGAAGGUCAGAUCAAGGCUGCAAUAGAAAGACUGGGGGGAGCAGUCUUUGCCAAAAUGAACUGGACUUCUCCAAGGGAUGCAGCUUGGGUGGGGUUCAAUGGGUCCUUGCAGUGCACUUCAGUGGAUGACAUCCUCAUACUUUUGAAGAGCUCUGUUCAUGUCCAAGAAGAACUGAGAGAACCAUUUGUAGUCUGUGAAGACCAAGAUGAGGUCCCUGUUGAAUUUCAUCCCAUCCUUGUUCUCAGAGCAUGGACUGACAUCAAUCCAUCAUCUGAAUUUAGAUGUUUUGUCUCCCAGAAGAAACUCUGGGGCAUCACACAGAGGGACAGCUCAGCAUACUAUGAGCACAUAGGACGAGAGAAGGAAGGAAUCAUCCAAGACAUCCAGGACUUCUUCGCCACUGUCAUCUUGGACAAGUUUCCUUUGCAGCACUAUGCAUUUGAUGUAUUCAGGCCGCACAUGAGACGUGUUGUUCUUCUAACAUUCCGUCCCUUGGACCACCCUACUGAUCCCAUCCUGUUCACCCAAGAGGAACUGGAUGCUGCGAAAGAGAGCAUGGAUGAACGGCUUGAUUUUCGUUACAUUCAAGACAACUUUGGGGUCCAACCAAAAAGAACUCAUCAUUAUGGGAUGCCCCUUGACUUGAUUGAUCUUACCUCUGGCAAUGAUCCCCACAAGCUCAUUGAUCUCUUGCAGCUGAGACAGGAAGCAGAUACCAAGGAAUCAGAUGAUGAUGAUGAGACAUCUUCUUUGUCUGAUCCCUCCACUGAGGAAGACAAGGCAAGCAAGCUUCAAUAG